Messenger RNA from Hibiscus syriacus, 4448 nucleotides. RefSeq names its product protein STICHEL-like. Lineage: Eukaryota; Viridiplantae; Streptophyta; Magnoliopsida; Malvales; Malvaceae. The coding region runs from base 171 to 4112 and encodes 1313 amino acids. Gene Ontology annotation, biological process: DNA repair; DNA-templated DNA replication. Gene Ontology annotation, cellular component: DNA polymerase III complex; DNA replication factor C complex; nucleus. Gene Ontology annotation, molecular function: DNA binding; DNA-directed DNA polymerase activity; DNA clamp loader activity. The record is from RefSeq and is a predicted model, not a curated record. The transcript has 6 exons.
AAUAAUUCCUUCUUCCACGUUCCAAUUUUUUUUGAUCUGUUUUGCAUCUGUAUUGAUGGACGCGAUGAACGAGAUAGAACUGUACAGUCUUUAGCGAUUUUGUUGCUCUGGGGUGAUUUUUCUUUAGCUGAUUUGAGAUCCCAAAAGCAAAAAGAAGAAGAAGAAGAAAAAUGUCGGAUGUGAGAAUGGCUGAUCCGAGCAGGCUGCACUUGAAGAAGGAGCUGACUCAAAUCCGGAAAGCUGCCCGAGUUUUACGAGAUCCCGGGACCACUUCUUCGUGGAAAUCGCGGAUCAACUCCUCUAGAUCUGUAGCGGCAGUGGUGGAAGCAACAGAUGCAGGCUCGACUUCUGCUUGUACUGUCUCGAGAAAUCAUUUAGGUAGUGAAAGUUUAAAUAGGUCGAAUGUGAAUGCUCAUUUGGAUUUAUCUUUGUUACCCUUUAGAGUCGAAAGCAAUAGUCAUCGUGGUCGUAGUGUUGCUAAUGGGAAUGAGAAAGAUAAGAGGGUUUUCCUUUAUAAUUGGAGGAGUCAGAAUUCUUCAUCUUUAAACGUGGAUGAUGAAGGGGAUGACGACGGUGAUGAUUUUGAUGAUGGCGAUGAUGGGGAUCAGUCGUCGUCUUGGAUUCAAGGUAGUGUGGAUGAAAAUACCUUGAGUGAUGCAAGGAAGUGUGGGGAUUCAAAAAGUGAUACCUGUUUAGGUGAGAGUCGAUCUGCUUCGUUGAUGUUCAGGUGUAGAGAUGCGAAUCCCAUCUUAUCGGUCACACCUUCCGGCAAAAGAAUGUUGGGGGUCAACAAGAAUAUUAAGAAGAAUAGUUCGAGUUUUGAUGUUUUUCCUAGAUGUGAACAGAAAAAGAAUGGUGUUAAUAGGAAUUCGGUUCACUCGAGGAAAUUGCUCAAGGCUCAUCCUGCAUUGGCUUUAGGUUUAGGAAGGGGUAAUUCUGUUGAUCAAUCUGAUGACACUGAAGAUUAUAGUAAUUCCCAGGAUUUUCGCAAGAUUUUAGGGGCAUCCCCACUGCUUCUCAAGCUCAAGCAUAAGAACUGGUCACAUUCAUCCUCUAGACUGUUGAGAACUGACAGAAGGGAAGAUUCUUCUUAUACGUAUAGCACUCCUGCAUUGUCAACUAGUUCUUUUAAGAAGUAUUUCAAUCGGAAUCCAAGCGUUGUUGGCUCAUGGGAUGCGACCACGACUUCAUUGAAUGACAGGGAUGACGAGGUCGAAGACCCUUUGGAUUUGCCUGGUGAGCAAGGAUGUGGUAUUCCUUGCUAUUGGACAAAGAGGACCCCCAAACAUAGAGUAGUUUGUGGGAGUUGUUAUUCUCCUUCUCUCUCUGAUACUUUAAGAAGAAAAGGAAGUAGCAUUCUCUGCGGAAGUCAAUCCAUGUACCAUAGACAUAGACGAUCAGUGUCUCUUUCCAAUAAGCGGAAAAUUGCUUUGAGAAGUGCUCAAGGUGUUCUCCCGUUGCUUAGCAAUAGUGCUGAUGGAAGAGGUGGGUCAUCCAUCGGAACCAGAUGUACUGAUGAUGAACUCUCUACUAACUUUGGAGAGCAAGAUUUAGAGGCCCUAAGUAGAUUGGAUGGAAAGAGAUGGUCAUCGAGCUGCAGGAGUCAAGAUGGGUUAGAGAUUGUAGCCCUUACAGGAGAAACAGAGGAGGGUACGCCAGAAAAUAUUAAGAGCUUAAGUCAGAAAUACAAACCGAUGUUCUUUGAUGAACUGAUUGGGCAGAAUAUUGUGGUACAAUCACUUGUAAAUGCUGUUUCAAAGGGAAGAAUUGCCCCCUUUUAUCUUUUCCAAGGUCCCCGUGGAACUGGAAAAUCAUCAGCUGCGAGAAUUUUAUCUGCUGCUUUGAAUUGUCAGACUACCAAAGAUGUUAAGCCUUGUGGCUAUUGUACAGAAUGCACUGAGUUUAUUUCCGGGAAACAGAGGGAGUUUUGGGAAUUUGACAGCACCAAUAGAAGAGGGAUUGAUAGACUUAGGUACCUUUUGAAAAGCCUAUUAACAGGUCUCCCAUCAAGCUCUUCACGAUACAAGGUUUUUGUUAUUGACGAGUGUCAUUUGUUGCCCUCUAAGAUAUGGCUGGCAUUUCUGAAAUUCCUUGAAGAUCCUCCACCAUGCCUUGUGUUCAUAUUCAUAACAACUGAUAUUGAGAAUGUUCCACGGACUGUGCAAUCACGAUGUCAGAAGUAUCUCUUCAACAAAAUAAAAGAUGAUGAUAUCGUGGCCAGGUUGAGGAAGAUGUCUACUGAUGAGAAUCUUGAUGUUGAAUCAGAUGCAUUAGAUUUAAUUGCAUUGAAUGCAUAUGGUUCACUUCGAGAUGCAGAAACAAUGCUAGACCAGCUAAGUUUGUUGGGUAAAAGAAUCACUGCAUCCCUUGUAAAUGAACUUGUUGGGGUUGUUUCAGAUGAGAAGUUAUUGGAACUUUUGGAAUUAGCUAUGUCAUCCGACACAGCAGAAACAGUAAAAAGAGCUAGAGAGUUGAUGGACUCGGGGGUUGAUCCAAUGUUUUUGAUGUCUCAACUGGCCAGCCUUAUUAUGGAUAUCAUUGCUGGAACAUACAAUAUUGCUGAUUCUAAGUACAGCAACUCAUUCUUUGGUGGACGAGCUUUGACUGAAGCAGAAAUGGAGAGAUUAAAAGAUGCUUUAAAGCUUCUUUCAGAAGCAGAGAAACAACUAAGGUUUUCAAGUGAACGCUCAACAUGGUUUACAGCUACUUUGCUACAACUUGGUUCAUUGCCUUCACCGGAUCUUACUCAGUCAGGCAGCAGCCAGAGGCAGAGCUCAAAGACAACUGUGGACGACCUGCAAAGCAUUUCAAGGGAAGCUAUAGCUUACAAGCUGAAGUCUGGAACUCAGUGUGUGCCUUGGAAAUCAACUUCUGCAUCAUUACACAAAUCUGUGAAUGGAAAUUCCAAUCGUCAGGGAGAAUUAGUGUCAAGGAUUGAUGGUUAUGGUUCCAAUUCCAAAAAUUAUCACGGUCUAUAUAUGGAUGGUGGUGCUGUUCCUUCUGCACAUGACAAUAGUUUGAAUGGAAAUAUGAUACUUGUCUGCAGAAAUUCUGAAAAAUUAGAUGACAUCUGGGCAAAAUGUAUUAACAAGUGUCACUCAAAGACAUUGAGACAGCUGCUACAUGCUCAUGGGAGGCUUUUGUCUCUUACCGAAAACGAAGCAGGUGUUCUAAUUGCUUAUCUUGCAUUUGCGGAUGGAGAUAUCAAGUCGAGAGCUGAGAGGUUUUUAAGCAGUAUUACAAACUCUAUUGAAAUCGUGAUGAGACGUAAUGUAGAAGUUCGAAUAAUUCUCUUGGCUGAUGUUGGGGUUUCUUUAAACAACCAUGCUAAUCCAGUUGAGAUGCCGGAUAGUCUGCAGCAGGUUGAAACUGCAACCGGAAUUGGAAGUGAAAGGAAGGCCAUUCCUAAGAAUGUGCUAGAUGGUUUAUCUAGUUUAGACUUGCAUUCCAAGGGAAGUUUUGGAGAUUUGGAAGGUAAACUGAGAGGACUACAAGAUUAUUCUAAUUAUUCUUCACAAUCUAUUGUGAGAACACCUGAGUUACUAGCUGAAGGCAAAGAUGACCUUGACAGCUCAAAGGAAAGUAGGCAAGAUAUUCCAAUGCAAAGAAUUGAAUCCAUUAUUCGUGAGCAAAGGUUAGAAACUGCCUGGUUACAAGCUGCUGAGAAAGGCACUGCUGGAUCAUUGAGUCGGUUGAAGCCUGAAAAGAAUCAGGUUCUACCUCAAGAGGUCUAUCGUCAAAGUAAUUUGGGAUCAAUAAAUUCAUCGGCAUUCUCCUCUCAACAAUGGGAUGAGGAACUGAACCAGGAGCUUAAAAUUUUGAAAACGAAUGAUGUACAAGAGGUUCAGAAGGACCAGAUAGGUAGAAGGGCUGAUCAUUAUCCCAUGUCUCCCAGCUUGCUGCAUAAUAGCAAUUUAAGCAAAGAAAACAUUGGAUAUGAAUCAGGGUCAGGAACCAGAGGAUGCAGUGGGCUUUUCUGUUGGAAUAACUCGAAGCCGCCUAGGAGGGGAAAGGUCAAGGGAACACCUGUUCGAUCAUGCAAAACUAGACAAUUUUCAUUGUUUGGCGAGUGUGGGAAAUCAAAGAAAAUACAAAACAAAAGUAGAAGGUAAUCUAGAAUGCUCAAAAUCCAUUGUCUUUCCUGAUGUCAUUUGUUUCUUUAGAUAUAGAUAUAUGUAAUUUAUAAGUAUUUAGGUUUCCUGUCGAGCCAUGUGAGCUCCACGAUAGAAGUUAAUGUAAAGUUUCUGCUAGAAUUUGGCAAUUGUAUUUUUAGGUUUGAUCAUAUUUUUUUAGGGGUGAAUAAGAGAUUAGAAGGGAACUGUAUAAGCUUCAGAAAAUGCAUAGCACGAUGACUGCCCCAAGACCUGAAAUGGUCUUAUCUGUUGAACAACAUUGAAACAUGCUGUAAAAUGACCUUUUAAAUUAUUCCAACAGGUUUUAUUUUGUUA